This is a messenger RNA of Penicillium malachiteum, 1452 nucleotides long. RefSeq lists its product as uncharacterized. Bases 1 to 1452 code for a protein of 483 amino acids. The record is from RefSeq and is a predicted model, not a curated record. Lineage: Eukaryota; Fungi; Ascomycota; Eurotiomycetes; Eurotiales; Aspergillaceae. The transcript is spliced from 3 exons.
AUGGAUCCUAGCUCACUGACAACCAUUGUGACGACAUCCUAUCAAAUCGGGACUAAAGUCAUCGAGAUAUUCUCAACAUGGAAAAAUGCUGACCGCGAGGUUGAACAACGUGUUAUCAUUUUCGAGCAUUGCUGGAAUCGUACUAAGCGACAGGUGGAUUUUGUGAUGCGUAUUAUCUCAACCAUAGACGACGAGCAACGCCAGAUUCUGGACAGUCUUUUAACCGAGCUCUCGCUAGCUCUUUCACUUGCCCUGAGCAGUCUCGAAACGGUGAUUCGAAAGGAUUCUCUGGAACGACCUAGCAUGCUCAGGUUGGCCUUGAGGGCCAGGAGACCCUCCUGGGUGUGGAAAAAGAAUACAAUCGACACCAUUAUUUCAGAUCUCGAGAAAUGGCAAGGCCGUUUUGAUCCUUCCUGGUUUCUUCUUAUGAAGAUCGCUGAACCUAUCAUUGAUAGGGCGCUAGCACAAGCAAGGAUUACAGAGAAUACUCAUAAUGGGCCUGCAACCGCCGCUCAAAAUCCCCUGGCACUUGCGGCUGGAAUUCGGAGUGUAAUUUCACCUAAUAUUGACCAGAUUCACCAGAACAACUCCAUCAUUCUGCCUGAGUCACCUAUGGAGUGGCUCGACAUCCCCUUCUCAACAGCAAGAGCAGGUCGACAAAAGCUAAGCCAUAACACUCGAUCAUCAUGGUACAUCAUUGAUACUAUUGAGAUUAGCCAGACCGCCCGGGGACGCAGUAUCCUACGGGACGUUCGUAUACUUGCCGCCAAGCUCUCUAAGGCUGAUCCAUUGGCGUUUGGCCUCCUUAACUGUAAAGGAGUUAUCGCAGUACAACUCCAGCAAGCUACCACUGUACCGUCCCCUCAGUUACGCUCAGCCACAGGUUUUUCUUCUACUAUCGCACCCGCGCCAUCGUCGAGCCAUGCAUUUUUGGUUGGAUUCGACGCAUUCCGUGCGACAAGCACUGGUACAAUAAUGGGUGGCGAUAUGAGUUGGGAUCGCAAUGUUUACCGUCACCCGUCACGUCAGGAUAGAGAUCCAACUGAGAGGUAUCGGAUGCAGCAUGAUAUCUAUAGCCUUGGUGUCUGUCUGCUUGAGAUAGGCUUAUGGGAAUCCUUUGUCGAAUAUACAGAUGAUGAAUCUACCGGCCCUCAGCCCAAAUUCGGGAAAUGCUAUCACAAUUUUCAAGCGUGGCUCAGGGAGCAGGGUACGCCAUCGUCAUUUGACGCUGUGGCUUAUAAACUCAAGGAAUAUUUUAUUGAGCAGGCAGGCGUAAGGCUAGUACAGCGCAUGGGCGAUAUGUAUGCGCAGGUGACGAUGUUGUGCUUGACGUGUCUGGAUGAUGAUAACGAGUAUUUUGAAGGGAUGGAAGAAGGGGGUGUUAGUGAUGAUCUUGUCGCGGUGCAGUUCAUUGAGAAAGUGAUGAAAUCUAUCAAUGAUAUCCGGAUAUGA